UCCACGGGAGCGAGCACGGCUGUAGAUUACACACCGGCCGGGGAAGAGCAGGACAGACGGGAGCGGCGCUCUCUGACAAACCUGACGAGUAGGGAAAUAGUUUCACACGGCGGCCGGUCGGCAGGAAAGUUUACGGGGAGUUUAACUUCACCCGGGCGAACCGCGGCGUGCCUGUUUGUCCCCCGGGGAGCAAGCGGAGGAGGUAGGUGAAGGUCUAUUCAUGAAGUCAUGGUACUAAAUAUUUUCCUUUUGGGGUGAACAAUCUGGUGGACAGUAAGAGGCAUCAUGGCUGAUCUGCCUAUUGCCCCAGGCCAGAUCUACAUUGAGGUUGAGUACGACUAUGAGUACAAGUCUAAAGACCGCCUUAUUAAGAUCCACCAAGGGGAAUGCUAUAUGCUAGUCAAGAAAACCAAUGAGGACUGGUGGCAGGUAAAGAAAGAGGAGGGGUCUAAAGCUUUUUAUGUACCCGCUCAGUAUGUCCGAGAAGUCCGCAAAGCCCUCAUGCCACCUCCUAAACCGAUCCCACAUCCUCCUACUGCUACCAGUAAUGCAUCUUCACAAAGUGCAGGUGCACGCUGGGUAAAACCAACCUAUCUGGAUCUGGGACUCAACAAUUAUCCUGCUGAGAACCUUAACAGAAACGAGUCCAACUAUCAGCGCUCUCCUUCUGCACAAACUGGCAACUCAGCUCACUUCACUCCCCCCAGUCAGCGUAGGGACAAUGACUACCAUCAUGCCCCCACCACUCCCACUGACCAUGACAAAGCUCUGCCUGAAAUUCUUCUCCAUGGAGCUCCCCCACCCCCUUACAAAGGGGGAUCAAGUACCUUGCCUCGUACUCAAGCCAGAUCUCCAGAACUUGUUAGGGUGCCGCUGGAUGUGGACUGCACCCAGCACUGUGACUCUGCAGGGGAAGACAGACGUACCAAUGACUCUGAGUCUGGGGAUGAACUGAGCAGCUCUUCUACUGAACAUCUCCAGACACUGUCUUCCUCCGGCCAGGGCCGCCCUGAGUCACCCGUCUACAGCAACCUCCAGGAACUGAAGAUCUCCCAGUCUAACCAGCCACCUCUGCCCUCCGGCUCCCCCCUCCACGUGAUUGGAGACUGGGAGACUUACAAGGACCAGAACGGCAGGCACUUCUACUACAACCGCUCCACCCACGAAAGGACCUGGAAGCCACCUCGAACCAGGGACACUAGCACCAGGAACUUCCAAGGAGAGAGCCACAGCACUGGAGAAAGCUCAGAGACCACCCCUCUUUCGCUCUCGCCGUCUUUCCUUCCCUUCCUCUCGCUUUCUAUUGGUCGACUGCAGCCUCUGUCAUCGGAGGACACCUGCUUCAGUACCUACUCUAGCCAGUCAGACAGUCAGUAUGGCUCGCCGCCACGUGGUUGGUCGGAGGAGAUGGAUGAGUACGGCCACACACUUUACGUCAGCGACUAUACUAAUGAGAAGUGGUUAAAGCACGUUGAUGACCAGGGAAGACCUUAUUACUACAGUGCAGACGGCUCCAGGUCAGAAUGGGAGCUGCCAAAGUACAACCAUUCCCCUCCCCAACCCUCUGGAGAUGCUUCAAAGACCCGCAGUCUAGACAGGAAAAACGUGGAUCCCAUCGUCCUGACCAAGUGGAGACACAGCGCCUACGUCCAGGAUCCCACCGAUAAGCGGCUGUUAAAAACCAGACGUUUCCGAUCAGGCUCCGCCCGUCUACAUCCGUACAAAAACCAAGAUGCUCCUUUGGGUCUCAAGCCCCCCUCUCCUGACACUGACUCCUGCCCUUCGUCUCCCAAGCCCCCUGCCUCUCCAUCUGAAAAGUGUGGAGUUCUGAAUGUGACAAAGAUCACUGAGAAUGGCAAGAAAGUACGGAAGAACUGGACUUCUUCCUGGACCGUCCUCCAAGGUUCAACACUCCUGUUUGCCAAAGGGCAGGGAGGUGGAACCAGCUGGUCAUACUAUCAGAGUGGCCACUUCCCUGAAUUGCUCCUGUCACUGUUGAGUAACUGGAGGCCGUCAGCUAAGAAACAACCUGAUGUCUCCUUUGGCUGCUCAAGGCACACCCGAGCCUCCUCUUUUGGAGGCGGUCAAUCCAAACCAGAGUUCACGGUGGAUCUGAAGGGCGGCUCUGUGGAAUGGGCUUCCAAAGACAAGUCCAGCAAGAAGCACGUUUUAGAGCUGAAGACUCGUCAGGGCACCGAGCUGCUGAUCCAGUCCGAAAACGACAGCGUCAUCAACGAAUGGUUCAAGGCGCUGCAGGAAACCAUCAGCAACCAUGCCAGUGAGUCUGACGACCCCAUAGAAGCGGACUUGCCCGAGUCGCCUGGUGUGGAGAAACGUGACAAAGAGAAAGAACACAGAGACUCCAAGAAAGUCAGAGCUAUGAAGUCCUCGACCAGCAUGGACUCCUCUGACCACAAGAAGACCAGGCACAAACUGAAGAAGCUCCUCACCGGCCGUCCAACCCUUCAGACCGUCAAGGACAAGGGAUACAUUAAAGAUCAGGUGUUUGGCUGUAGUCUUUCUAAUCUGUGUCAAAGAGAGAACACCACGGUGCCCAAGUUUGUCAAAAUGUGUGUCGACCACGUGGAGAACAACGGUCUGUUGAUAGAUGGGCUGUACAGAGUUAGCGGGAACCUGGCUGUUAUACAGAAACUACGCUUUGCUGUCAAUCACGACGAGAAGGUGAAUCUGUCAGAUGGGAAGUGGGAGGACAUCCACGUGACCACGGGAGCUCUGAAGAUGUUCUUCAGAGAGCUGCCUGAGCCCCUCUUCACCUACACGCACUUCCAUGACUUUGUCAGCGCCAUCAAAAUAACCGACUACAAGCAGCGAGUUCAGUCGAUCAAAGAGCUGGUCAGACAGCUGCCCAAACCCAACCACGACACCAUGCAGGCUCUCUUCAAACACCUCAGGAAAGUGAUUGACCAUGGCGAGGAGAACCGUAUGACGACCCAGAGCGUAGCCAUCGUGUUCGGCCCCACGCUGCUGCGGCCUGAAACAGAAACCUGGAACAUGGCGGUCCACAUGAUCUAUCAGAACCAGAUUGUGGAGCUUAUACUGCUAGAGUAUGAGAACAUCUUUGGCAGGUAGAUGCCACAGGAUGAGCUCCUCCUUUUUUUUUUUUUUUUUUUCUUCUCUCUCCCAGCUCUUCCUAACCCAGCGUGCCGGGCUCAGGUUGACCCGGCCCACCCUAGCCCAUCCUCGCUCUGGGCAGCUUAUCUUCAUCUCAAACCAUGAACCAAAACGUAGAUUACUAGCGACCAAAAACUUUGGACUCUUUGCACUUUUCAGAGUCUCAUUUUCUCCUGCAGCUGUAUUUGUGCCACUUUACUGCAAAGGCGACGUCCUUCUGUCCUAACACUGGGUUCCUAAAACUAAUAUUAAAUGGGCCAAGAAGGCCUGAACUACUGCACAGACUGAGACCAAAGGAGCGGCAGAGGAGCGUAGGUUCAGUAGGCUGUACUACAGACGAGGCAGCGGUUGUGGAGGUUCACGAUGCUGAAUGCAGGCUCUAUGUACCGUGCUGUAAAUCUCAUUAUCUGUAUAGUCAUUCCUGUAUGUACCAAACCAAACUGCUGGACUCUCUUUACCUUCAGCUUGGCUGUAGACAUGAGACAUGUUGAAGCUGGAACAAGAAGAAGAGGGAAGAAUGGUUUUUUGGCCCUUCGUUUAAAUGGAUCGUUCGCCCUUCUCUUUGAAUCUGCUUCUUUCUUUUCUUGCUGAAGAACAGGACCAAGGUCUUCUGAACACGUUAGAGGUUAUCACCUCUCUGUAUUGCAUCUGCACGCCACCUUCUUACUUUGAGAACAAAUCAGUUAGCAGUGGUCAGAACAUCAACUUAGUGGGAAAACAGUACCGAGCUGUUUCUUUAAUGACUAACAGAUAUCAAAUAUUAAGGCAAACGGCCUUUGAAUAUCUCCACUGAUAAAUCUGUACAGUGUUUAUGUGUGCAUGUGAAUAGGGAGGUGGAUGGAUUCAUGAAUGAAUGAAUUUAAUAACAAUAUAUUGUAUAAAUAGUAAAUAUACGUAUGCCUGGAGUGUUAAAAAAUAUGACGUGAGGGAGAAAUCACUAUUUUGUGAUCAUUGUGUGACUUGAGGAAUAAAAUAAUGAACUGGGGACGUGAAGGUUUACCUUUGAGUCAAUACUGUUGGCUUUCUCAAACUGGAUUAAAGACCUCAGAUAAGAGAUAA
Molecule: messenger RNA, 4191 nt
Organism: Archocentrus centrarchus (flier cichlid)
Lineage: Eukaryota; Metazoa; Chordata; Actinopteri; Cichliformes; Cichlidae
Product: rho GTPase-activating protein 12-like
Exons: 20
Coding region: 286-3090 (934 amino acids)
Biological process (GO): signal transduction; regulation of GTPase activity
Cellular component (GO): cytoplasm
Molecular function (GO): protein binding
Source: RefSeq, a predicted model, not a curated record